GAGGCCAGGAGCGCUGCCGAAGGAAACUCCGUGAUCUGGCCAAGGGUUCCUAGGGCUGCGUCUACCCUACGCAGGCUGGACGAACGGAAGGCUCCGUCGUCUCGACUCGACGCUAACCUCCAGCUGCAAGCAACCUCAGUGGGUCCACCAGAGAACUGGCCUAGCCUCUGUACUCCAGACUCUACUCCGCGCUGCUUUGCUUUACGUGACACAGUUCCGAACAAGUUUCGUUCGUGUCCAAGGGGGCCGUGCCCGGUAAUCGUGUUUCCUCGUUACGUGACGGAAUCGUCGACGUGCCACGUCGGCCGGGAACGUAGCCGUAGUGCGAGCGACCGAUAAGGUUCAGCGAGUGAUGACAGUGAGAGGAAAGUGACUGCACGCAAAGGAAAUAAAAAUAAAUAAAGUGAGACUAGCAAGUGAAUCCGUGAAGUGACUCGGCAAGGGAUCCUUCCUCGAGCUAUCGAUCCCUCGCAGGAUCUAUAGGAUCUACCAAGGGAAGGGUGUACCGGUGAGAGCCGGUUUCGGGGGAUCAUGUCUCUCCGGAAGAUACCCUCCCUCGAGGAUUGACGUAGCAGCUUCCUCCUUUUCUCCCUCCUCUCUAGAACAAUUCACAACGCAACCACCCGAGAUUCGUCGGCAGCAUCGCUAACGGACGCUAAGUGCGAUCCCGAAAGCUCGCGAGGAUGCGGGACCGGCUCUCGUGGUACAUGGUCUUCCUGAUCCUGCCGACGAUUUUACUGGCCAGAUCGCUGGACAAAGAUCGACGCGUUCCUUACAGCAUACCCUCAGACUGGAGAGCACUCUGGUACAAUAAUUUCGAUGAGCUGCAACGCGUCAACGAGGCCAACGACAACAACACAGUUUCCAACGUGACGGUGCAGCUCGGCGGGACGGCCUUUCUGCACUGCAAGGUUCGGAACCUUGCCGAGAGGACGGUAUCCGACGCCGAGAUAUCCUGGAUACGUCGGCGAGAUUGGCACGUGCUUACCAGCUCCAUGUUCACCUACACAAAUGACGAGAGGUUUCAGGUGCUUCAUCCGGAAGGAUCGGACGACUGGACGCUGCAGAUCAAAUACGUCCAGGAGAGGGACAACGGGACCUACGAAUGUCAGGUCGCAAGAAGUACAGGAAUUCUCUCGCACUUCGUCAAUCUAAAUAUAGUGAUACCGGAGGCAUUUAUAUUAGGAAGCGGGGAGCAUCACGUCGACGUAGGAUCUAUCAUAAAUCUCGUCUGCAUUAUAGACAACAGUCCAACACCGCCGCAAUACGUUUUCUGGUAUCACAAUAACCGGAUGAUAAACUACGACGCUGCGCGCGGCAGCGUCACUGUACAAACGAAACCAGGACCAACCCAGAGUCAGCUGACUAUUCGACAAGCCGUCGAAUCGGACACGGGCAACUACACGUGCACCGCCUCGAACACCAAGCCUGCCUCCAUCUUCGUCUUCGUCACGGAAGGUGACAAGAUGGCAGCUAUAUUGCGACGCAAGACGUCGGACGCGCCGAGUCUCGUCGUAGGUGCGACGCUGACUCUGAUGACGUGCAGCAGCGCCCUCUUAGUACGAUAAAUCUUUAAAACUCGAAAUGUCCAUAACUACGAUUAUUUACGUUGUGAUAGGUAGGUACUUCGCGAGACUGCGAUCUUUUUUCACGUCGAGGUUAGUACCAGUUGGUCUACUUGGUAUGCAAGAUUUUCAUGGAAGAUUGUCAUGUGAUUGCCUGCUCCGAGUCAUUACGAGCAACGCGCGUGCGACCCAAAUUAUGUAAAUACUCGCAAUUGUAAUUACUUCGUUUUCAUUUAACCGCCACAAUCACGUCGGUUGACAUUGUUAUUCGCGGUUACAACUUUUUACUUUCAUUUAUUUUACCUCUUCUCACAUUCCUAGUCCUGCAUUCCUACCUCAUUCCUAACACUUGAUAUCUACUUUUCUCUCUCUCUCUCUCUCUCUCUCUCUCUACCACCCUUCAACCUCCCAUCGCUUAGCCUGUUAUCCUUCUGCUCCGCGUACCG
Messenger RNA from Cephus cinctus (wheat stem sawfly), 2011 nucleotides. It is a transcript of the gene dpr12, whose product is annotated as hemicentin-1. The coding region runs from base 684 to 1568 and encodes 294 amino acids. The transcript is spliced from 7 exons. Gene Ontology annotation, biological process: synapse organization. NCBI's taxonomy places the organism in Eukaryota, Metazoa, Arthropoda, Insecta, Hymenoptera, Cephidae. The record is from RefSeq and is a predicted model, not a curated record. Gene Ontology annotation, cellular component: neuron projection membrane.